AUGAGAAGCUUGAUGUCAGAUGGGAAAAAGCAUGAAAAGUCCAAGUCACACUUGGCUGCCUACAAGAUGUGGAAAAUGUUUGGGGUGAAUGUGGGAGUGGAUUCUCUUCUUUCGCAAGCAAGAAGGGAUGAAAUUCAAAGGCACAAUGAAGAGGUAAGACAAAAUCGGGAGAUCCUUAAGACUGAGACCGAAGCAGUACUAUAUUUAUCAAAACAGGAGUUGGCAUUCAGGGGUCACGAUGAGAAAGAAGAUAGUUUGAAUAAAGGAAAUUAUAGAGAGUUGCUUGAGUCCUUUGCCAAGUUUGAUUCUGUAUUUGAACGAAGACUGCAUGGUAGGUUGGCUGAAUCUGGAAGGGGUGGGCGUUUUACUGGGGUGUCUCCUGAAAUUCAAAAUGAUUUAAUUAAUUGUAUUGAUUCUGUUAUUGAUGAUGUAAUUAUGAAGGAGAUAGAUGAUUGUACUUUUAUCAGUGUGCAGGUUGAUGAGACCUCUGAUGUUUCUACCAAAGAGCAGGUAAGUAUAAUUGGACGUUUAGAUAAGGGUGAAAUUGUUGAAAGACAAUUAGGAUUUGUGGAUGUGAGUAUGAAUAGGACUGCUCCUGCAAUAUCAGAAGUUGUGAAAGAUAAACUUGGUCAGUUUUCUACUAUGAAGGAGAAGCUUAUAAUGCAAACUUAUGAUGGUGCUUCUGUCAUGUCUGGCCACAUUAAUGGUGUUCAACUUUGGUUCGUCAAGAUAUGUGUUUUUUACAAAAUUUUAGAGCAGUCUUCUAUUUUGUAUUCAGUGCUUCAGAGUACAGGUACAGACUUUAGCUAUGGCAUAAGCAAGAUUGAAAGUUUUAAGAAUUUUGUUUCUUCUCUUCGUACCAAUGAAGAGUUUGGUAAAUUUUAUCAAGAAGCGGUAGAUAAAGUAGGUCAACCUGCAAGUAAAGCAGACAAAAAACAUAAUUACAAAGCCCUUUAUUUUGAGAUAAUUGAUUCCAUUGUAGGAAUGUUAAGUGAGAGAUUCCAAGAUAUGAAACAAUUUGAGUUUUUAGAUCUGGUAAAUCCAAAGGUUUUUUCAACUUGGAAUGGAGUUCCUCCUCCUGAGAAAAUAACCCUUCUCAAGGAAAUGUAUGGAAGCCUUUUUGAUCUCUCAAUGCUUCAGAGUCAACUUAGUUUUAUUUACAAUGAUAAGGACUUCCAUAAGGAGUCUAGUAAUGAAGUUCUUAAAUAUAUAUUUCAAUUUAAUCUUCAGUCUAGUUUACCAGAAGCUGUCAAGUUAUUCAAAAUGAAUGGGGUCUUAGCUGUGUCAAGUGCAUCAGUUGAAAGAUCAUUUUCCUGUUUAAAAAGGGUUAAGGGAUAUUUAAGAAACAGGAUGGGCCAGGCCCGACUCAGUUCUCUUUGUAGGAUUUCUAUUCACAAAGAUAUCAUAAAGCUUUUAGAAGAUGACAAUACCUUGCAUGAGCACAUUAUCAAGAAAUUUGUUGAAAAACCCAGGAGGCUUCCAUUUCUUUUUAAAUGA
Molecule: messenger RNA, 1497 nt
Organism: Dendronephthya gigantea
Lineage: Eukaryota; Metazoa; Cnidaria; Anthozoa; Malacalcyonacea; Nephtheidae
Exons: 2
Coding region: 1-1497 (498 amino acids)
Source: RefSeq, a predicted model, not a curated record